Molecule: messenger RNA, 762 nt
Organism: Coffea arabica (coffee)
Lineage: Eukaryota; Viridiplantae; Streptophyta; Magnoliopsida; Gentianales; Rubiaceae
Source: RefSeq, a predicted model, not a curated record
AUGGCAAUCACGGCUGCAGAAACGAAUGAAAAAAUUCCAGACCUUCAUGCUACUGUGCUGCAGUCUGCUAACAAAAAUGAAUUUUUCAGUCCAUCAACCAAAAAACUACUUGAUACCAUCGCUGAAACUUCUGCUACAGCAAACAAAGUGCAGCCUCCAGUGACCACAGCAAAGAGAGCCUUGGUUUUUGGAACUAUACCUCCUAAAAUUGGAUCAAAUUCUGCUAAAGCUAUUACACCUGCCUCACUGCCCACCAAUGCACUCUUAGCUUUCGCUCCAACUAAUCUUGCACCAAGAAGUCCCUUGAAGAAGCACCACAAGCAAUGGGCUGUUGGUCCCUUCAAUCCAGUUGAGAUCAAUGAGCAGAAAAACACAGAACAGAGACAAUAUUGCCUGGAGUGGCUUGACAAACAAGGCUCAAACUCGGUCAUUUUUGUUUGCUUUGGUUCGAAUACUUCAGUAUCACACGAGGAAGCCACGCAGAUCGCGAUUGGAUUAGAGAAAAGUGGGCAAAAAUUCAUAUGGAUACUGAAGGAUGGAGAUAAAGGAGAUAUCUUCAAGGGAGAAGUUAGCAGAGUUCAGUUGCUUGGAGGAUUCGACAAAAGAACUGAAGGAAGAGGAAUAAUUGUGAGGGAUUGGGCACCCCAACUGGAGAUUCUUGGACAUUCAUCAACAGGUGGAUUCAUGAGUCACUGCGCAAGGUUGGGGAAACGCUCUUCUUAUCAGCACGCCGAGCUCAUCAGGUACGAGUGGUUGUGCUGA